GCCCGCGAGCUCGCUGGUGUGGAGCGCGCCGGGUCCCCGAGCCGGCGGCCUGAGGGAUGGACGAGACGAGCCCGCUAGUGUCCCCCGAGCGGGCCCAACCCCCGGAGUACACCUUCCCGUCGAGCUCAGGAGCUCACUUUCCGCAGGUGCCGGGGGGCGCGGUCCGCGUGGCGGUGGCCGUCUCCGGCCCGUCUCCGCCGUGCUCGCCCGGCCACGACCGGGAGCGGCAGCCCCUGUUGGACCGGGCCCGGUGCGCGGCGGCGCAGGGCCAGACCCACACGGUGGCGGCGCAGGCCCAGGCUCUGGCCGCCCAGGCAGCCGCGGCGGCGCACGCCGUUCAGACCCACCGCGAGCGGAACGACUUCCCGGAGGACCCCGAGUUCGAAGUGGUGGUGCGGCAGGCCGAGGUGGCCAUCGAGUGCUGCAUCUAUCCCGAGCGCAUCUACCAGGGCUCCAGCGGAAGCUACUUCGUCAAGGACUCUCAGGGGAAGAUCGUUGCUGUCUUCAAACCCAAGAAUGAAGAGCCAUACGGGCACCUUAAUCCUAAGUGGACCAAAUGGCUACAGAAGUUGUGUUGUCCUUGCUGCUUUGGCCGUGACUGCCUUGUCCUCAACCAGGGCUAUCUCUCAGAGGCAGGGGCUAGCCUGGUGGACCAGAAACUGGAACUCAACAUUGUACCCCGUACAAAGGUAGUAUACCUGGCCAGUGAAACCUUCAACUACAGUGCCAUUGACCGAGUAAAGUCCAGGGGCAAGCGGCUUGCACUAGAGAAAGUGCCAAAAGUUGGGCAGCGGUUUAACCGUAUCGGGCUACCACCUAAGGUCGGGUCAUUUCAGCUCUUUGUUGAAGGCUACAAAGAUGCAGACUAUUGGCUACGGCGUUUUGAAGCAGAGCCUCUCCCUGAGAACACUAACCGACAACUACUGCUGCAGUUUGAGCGGCUGGUGGUGCUGGACUACAUCAUCCGCAACACUGACCGAGGCAAUGACAACUGGCUGAUCAAAUAUGACUGUCCAAUGGAUAAUGCUAGCUGUCGGGACACAGACUGGGUGGUGGUGAAGGAGCCUGUUAUCAAAGUGGCUGCCAUCGACAAUGGCCUGGCUUUUCCACUGAAGCAUCCUGACUCCUGGAGGGCAUAUCCUUUUUACUGGGCUUGGUUGCCUCAGGCGAAAGUCCCAUUCUCUCAGGAGAUCAAAGAUUUGAUUCUUCCAAAGAUUUCAGACCCUAACUUCGUCAAGGACUUGGAGGAGGACCUAUAUGAACUCUUCAAGAAAGAUCCUGGUUUCGACAGGGGCCAGUUCCAUAAGCAGAUUGCUGUCAUGAGAGGCCAGAUCCUAAAUUUGACCCAAGCCCUAAAAGACAGUAAGAGUCCGCUGCACCUCGUCCAGAUGCCACCAGUGAUUGUUGAGACGGCCCGCUCUCAUCAGCGGUCUGCAAGCGAAUCCUACACACAAAGCUUUCAGAGUCGGAAGCCCUUCUUUUCAUGGUGGUAGCCCUAGAAGCAGGCAGAAGAAAUCUGCAGGUGACAGGUUGGGAGGAAGCCUGGAGACCCAGGUUCCAGGAAGCGAGAGAAGCUGGUCCACAGCAGAGCCUUUCUGAGCCCUUCCUCUCCACUUGCCGCCUCCCUCAGGGCUUUCCUACCCACAGGGAGAAGCACAAUCAGGGACAAGAGUGCUCCUGGACCUUCAGGGUGUUGGGAAGGCUGGUGUCCAGGCAAGGAGCCCAGGUGGCUGAGGGGGAGCAACUUCCUCCCAGCAUUUGUAGGCAGGUUGGGAAAGUCCCAUCUCCCUGACAACCCUCUACAUCCAGUUCCCUAUUAUAUUCUGCAUCAGAAAGAAACAAAACAAAAACAUCAGAAACAAAUUGAAAUGCUUAUAGGAAAACCCAGAUUAGAUC
Acomys russatus (golden spiny mouse) is the source of this 1896-nucleotide messenger RNA. It is a transcript of the gene Pi4k2a, whose product is annotated as phosphatidylinositol 4-kinase type 2 alpha. Gene Ontology annotation, molecular function: 1-phosphatidylinositol 4-kinase activity. Bases 57 to 1493 code for a protein of 478 amino acids. Gene Ontology annotation, cellular component: endosome; plasma membrane; trans-Golgi network. Gene Ontology annotation, biological process: endosome organization; phosphatidylinositol phosphate biosynthetic process; Golgi organization. The transcript is spliced from 9 exons. The record is from RefSeq and is a predicted model, not a curated record. NCBI's taxonomy places the organism in Eukaryota, Metazoa, Chordata, Mammalia, Rodentia, Muridae.